This is a messenger RNA of Xiphophorus hellerii (green swordtail), 7964 nucleotides long. RefSeq names its product mucin-5AC-like. The transcript has 32 exons. NCBI's taxonomy places the organism in Eukaryota, Metazoa, Chordata, Actinopteri, Cyprinodontiformes, Poeciliidae. The record is from RefSeq and is a predicted model, not a curated record. The coding region runs from base 1 to 7134 and encodes 2377 amino acids.
AUGCUUCAUCAACAACCACAGAGUCUCCUACCACAACUACUCAGCUCCAACUACAACAGCACCUCGAUCAACAACCGCAGCGACUCCACCUACAACCACAGCAGCUCCAACAACAAUGACUGCAACGCCAACCACAACCACAGCAGCUCCAACCACAACUACAUCCUCUCCAACAACAACAGCUCCAACUACAACAGCACCUCCAUCAACAACCGCAGCGACUCCACCUACAACCACAGCAGCUCCAACAACAACGACAGCAAUGCCAACCACAACCACAGCAGCUCCAACCACAACCACAUCCUCUGCAACUACCACCACAGCAGCUCCAACCACAUCCUCUCCAACAACAACCACAACCACAGCAGCUCCAACCACUACCACAGGAGUUCCAGCCACAACCACUGCCUCCCCAACUACAACCACUUCCUCUCCAAGAACAACCACUGCCUCUCCAUCUACAACCACAGCAUCUCCAACUACAACCACAGAAGCUUCAUCAACAACCACAGUGUCUCCUACCACAACCACUGCAGCUCCAACCACUACCACAGAAGCUCAAACUACAACCACAAUAGCUCCAUCAACAACCACAGCAGCUCCAACUGUAACAGCACCUCCAUCAACAACCGCAGCGACUCCACCUACAACCACAGCAGCACCAACAACAACGACUGCAACGCCAACCACAACCACAGCAGCUCCAACCACAACCACAUCCUCUCUCCAACUACUACCACAGAAGCUUCAUCAACAACCACAGCCAGCUCCAACUACAACAGCACCUCCAUCAACAACCGCAGCGACUCCACCUACAACCACAGCAGCUCCAACAACAACGACAGCAAUGCCAACCACAACCACAGCAGCUCCAACCACAACCACAUCCUCUGCAACUACCACCACAGCAGCUCCAACCACAUCCUCUCCAACAACAACCACAACCACAGCAGCUCCAACCACUACCACAGGAGUUCCAGCCACAACCACUGCCUCCCCAACUACAACCACUUCCUCUCCAAGAACAACCACUGCCUCUCCAUCUACAACCACAGCAUCUCCAACUACAACCACAGAAGCUUCAUCAACAACCACAGUGUCUCCUACCACAACCACUGCAGCUCCAACCACUACCACAGAAGCUCAAACUACAACCACAAUAGCUCCAUCAACAACCACAGCAGCUCCAACUGUAACAGCACCUCCAUCAACAACCGCAGCGACUCCACCUACAACCACAGCAGCACCAACAACAACGACUGCAACGCCAACCACAACCACAGCAGCUCCAACCACAACCACAUCCUCUCAGCUCCAACUACUACCACAGAUGCUUCAUCAACAACCACAGACUCCAUCAACAACCACAGCAGCUCCAACUACAACAGCACCUCGAUCAACAACCGCAGCGACUCCACCUACAACCACAGCAGCUCCAACAACAAUGACUGCAACGCCAACCACAACCACAGCAGCUCCAACCACAACUACAUCCUCUCCAACAACAACAGCUCCAACUACAUCAGCACCUCCAUCAACAACCGCAGCGACUCCACCUACAACCACAGCAGCUCCAACAACAACGACAGCAAUGCCAACCACAACCACAGCAGCUCCAACCACAACCACAUCCUCUGCAACUACCACCACAGCAGCUCCAACCACAUCCUCUCCAACAACAACCACAACCACAGCAGCUCCAACCACUACCACAGGAGUUCCAGCCACAACCACUGCCUCCCCAACUACAACCACUUCCUCUCCAAGAACAACCACUGCCUCUCCAUCUACAACCACAGCAUCUCCAACUACAACCACAGAAGCUUCAUCAACAACCACAGUGUCUCCUACCACAACCACUGCAGCUCCAACCACUACCACAGAAGCUCAAACUACAACCACAAUAGCUCCAUCAACAACCACAGCAGCUCCAACUGUAACAGCACCUCCAUCAACAACCGCAGCGACUCCACCUACAACCACAGCAGCACCAACAACAACGACUGCAACGCCAACCACAACCACAGCAGCUCCAACCACAACCACAUCCUCUGCAACUACCACCACAGCACUCCAACUACUACCACAGAAGCUUCAUCAACAACCACAGCCAGCUCCAACUACAACAGCACCUCCAUCAACAACCGCAGCGACUCCACCUACAACCACAGCAGCUCCAACAACAACGACAGCAAUGCCAACCACAACCACAGCAGCUCCAACCACAACCACAUCCUCUGCAACUACCACCACAGCAGCUCCAACCACAUCCUCUCCAACAACAACCACAACCACAGCAGCUCCAACCACUACCACAGGAGUUCCAGCCACAACCACUGCCUCCCCAACUACAACCACUUCCUCUCCAAGAACAACCACUGCCUCUCCAUCUACAACCACAGCAUCUCCAACUACAACCACAGAAGCUUCAUCAACAACCACAGUGUCUCCUACCACAACCACUGCAGCUCCAACCACUACCACAGAAGCUCAAACUACAACCACAAUAGCUCCAUCAACAACCACAGCAGCUCCAACUGUAACAGCACCUCCAUCAACAACCGCAGCGACUCCACCUACAACCACAGCAGCACCAACAACAACGACUGCAACGCCAACCACAACCACAGCAGCUCCAACCACAACCACAUCCUCUCUCCAACUACUACCACAGAAGCUUCAUCAACAACCACAGCCAGCUCCAACUACAACAGCACCUCCAUCAACAACCGCAGCGACUCCACCUACAACCACAGCAGCUCCAACAACAACGACAGCAAUGCCAACCACAACCACAGCAGCUCCAACCACAACCACAUCCUCUGCAACUACCACCACAGCAGCUCCAACCACAUCCUCUCCAACAACAACCACAACCACAGCAGCUCCAACCACUACCACAGGAGUUCCAGCCACAACCACUGCCUCCCCAACUACAACCACUUCCUCUCCAAGAACAACCACUGCCUCUCCAUCUACAACCACAGCAUCUCCAACUACAACCACAGAAGCUUCAUCAACAACCACAGUGUCUCCUACCACAACCACUGCAGCUCCAACCACUACCACAGAAGCUCAAACUACAACCACAAUAGCUCCAUCAACAACCACAGCAGCUCCAACUGUAACAGCACCUCCAUCAACAACCGCAGCGACUCCACCUACAACCACAGCAGCACCAACAACAACGACUGCAACGCCAACCACAACCACAGCAGCUCCAACCACAACCACAUCCUCUGCAACUACCACCAAUCCUCUGCAACUACAACCACAGCAGCUCCAACCACAACCACAGAAGCUCCAACUACAACCACAGCUACUCCAACCACAACCACAGCAGCUCCAACCACAAGCACUGCCUCUCCAACUCCAACCACUGAAGAUCUAACCAGAACCACAGCAGCUCCAACCACUACCACAGGAGUUCCAGCCACAACCACUGCCUCCCCAACUACAACCACUGCCUCUCCAACAACAACCACUGCCUCUCCAUCUACAACCACAGCACCUCCAACAACCACAGCGGCUCCAACUACAACCACAGCUACUCCAACCACUACCACAGGAGUUCCAGCCACAACCACUGCCUCCCCAACUACAACCACUGCCUCUCCAACAACAACCACUGCCUCUCCAUCUACAACCACAGCACCUCCAACAACCACAGCGGCUCCAACUACAACCACAGCAGCUCCAACCACAACCACUGCAACUCCAACUACUACCACAGAAGCUUCUUCAACAACCACAGCGUCUCCUACCACAACCACUGCAGCUCCAACCACAACCACAUCCUCUGCAACUACCACCACAGCAGCUACAACCACAACCACAUCCUCUCCAACAACAACCACAUCCUCUGCAACUACAACCACAGCAGCUCCAACCACAACCACAGAAGCUCCAACUACAACCACAGCUACUCCAACCACAACCACAGCAGCUCCAACCACAAGCACUGCCUCUCCAACUCCAACCACUGAAGAUCUAACCAGAACCACAGCAGCUCCAACCACUACCACAGGAGUUCCAGCCACAACCACUGCCUCCCCAACUACAACCACUGCCUCUCCAACAACAACCACUGCCUCUCCAUCUACAACCACAGCACCUCCAACAACCACAGCGGCUCCAACUACAACCACAGCUACUCCAACCACUACCACAGGAGUUCCAGCCACAACCACUGCCUCCCCAACUACAACCACUGCCUCUCCAACAACAACCACUGCCAGCUCCAACCACUACGACAGAAGCUCAAACUACAACCACAAUAGCUCCAUCAACAACCACAGCAGCUCCAACUACAACAGCACCUCCAUCAACAACCGCAGCGACUCCACCUACAUCCACAGCAGCUCCAACAACGACUGCAACGCCAACCACAACCACAGCAGCUCCAACCACAGCCACAUCCUCUCAGCUCCAACCUCUAACACUCCAGUUCCAACCACAACCACAGCAGCUCGAACUACAACCACAGCAGCUCCAACCACAAACACUGGAGCUCCAACCACAAUCACAGCAUUACCAAUUAAAACCACAGCCUCUCCAACCACAACCACAGAAGAUCUGACCACUACUUCUAGAGGAGCUCCAACCCCAUCCACCACUGGAGCUCCAACUACAACCACAGUGUCUCCUACCACAACCACUGCAGCUCCAACCACUACCACAGAAGCUCAAACUACAACCACAAUAGCUCCAUCAACUACCACGGCAGCUCCGACUACAACGACAGCAGCUCCAACCACAACCACUGCCCCCUCAACUAAAACCACUGCCUCUCCAACAACAACUACUGCCUCUCCAUCAACAACCACAGCAGCUCCAACUACAACAGCAGCUCCAUCAACAACCACAGCGGCUCCAACUACAACCACAGCAGCUCCAUCAACAACCACAGUGUCUCCUACCACAACCACUGCAGCUCCAACCACAGCCACAGCGGCUCCAACCACAACAACAGAAGCUCACACUACAACCACAAUAGCUCCAACAACAACCAAAGCAGCUCCAACUACAACCACAGCAGCUCCAACCUCUAACACUCCAGUUCCAACCACAACCACAGCAGCUCGAACUACAACCACAGCAGCUCCAACCACAAACACUGGAGCUCCAACCACAAUCACAGCAGCUCCAACCACAACCACAUCCUCUCCAACAACAACCACAUCCUUUGCAACUACAACCACAGCAGCUCCAACCACAACCACAGAAGCUCCAACUACAACCACAGCAGCUAUAACCACUACCUCAGGAGUUCCAACUACAACCACAGAAUCUCCAACCACAACCACAGCAGCUCCAACUACCAUCACAGCAACUCCAUCAACAACAACAGCAGCUCCUACCACAACCACUGCAGCUCCAACCACAGCCACAGCAGCUCCAACCACAACAACAGAAGCUCAAACUACAUCCACAAUAGCUCCAACAACAACCACAGAAGCUCCAUCAACAACCACAGCAGCUCUAACAACCACAGCAGCUCCAACCACUACCACAGGAGUUCCAACCACAACCAAAGCAGCUCCAACUACAACCACAGCAGCUCCAACAACAACCACAGCACCUCCAACCACUCUAACCACUAUCAUAUCAUCUUCAACAACAUCUACUACAGCAGUUCCAACCACAACCGCCACUGGAUCUCCAACUAUAACCACAGCAGCUCCAACUACAACAACUGAAGGUCCAACAACAACCACAAAGGCUCCUACCACAACCACUGGAGCUACAACCACAACCACAGCAUCUACAACCACAAUCACAGCAGCUCCAACCGCAUCCACUACAGGAGCUCCAACCACAAUCACCACAAAAGCUCCAACCACAUCCACCACAGGAGCUUUAAUCACAACUACUACUACUUCUACUACUACUACUACUACUACUACAGGAUCACAAACCACAACCACAUCAGAAGCUACAACUGCAACCACCACACCUCCUACAACAACCACAGCAGGUCCAUCAAAAACUACUGCUGUUCCAAUAUCAACCACAGCAGUUGGCCAAGUGACAACUACACGACCUACAAGUGCGUGUGCUUCAAGCCCAUGUCUCAGUGGAAGCAUCUGUGAAGACCGUGCUGACCAGACUCACGUGUGCUUGUGUCUUCCGGGAGAAGUUUAUCGAGAAGGCUGUCAAAAGGUCAAGGUUUUCCCUGCUCGGGUGGACUUAGAAGACAGAUAUCUUCCUGACAUGGCCAACAAAAAAUCAAAAAUAUUUAAAGAGACUUCAGAUAAAAUUACUAAUGCGAUUUACAAAGAGUUCAACAAAACACCUGGAUUCAUUUCAUCAAUAGUCCUGGAGCUCCGGGAAAUACAAUCAGUACUAAGGUCAAACACAGGCAACGUUGAAGCUUCAGUCCAAAUCAACUAUGAAGCAAAGUCUAACGUCACAGAAGAAAUUGUAAUAGAAGCAAUGAAAAAUCUCACCUGCGAAAGCUGUCCACUGCCAGGAAGCUUUACAUUGAAACAGCUUUGUGGUUUGGAUCCAUGUGACGAAACAACAACAAAGUGCAAUUCUACAGUGGGCAGUUUCGUGUGCACAUGUUUAGAUGGUUAUAUUACAUCAAACUACAGUGAAAGAUUAUGCAUGGCAUGUCCCCCUGGUCAGAAAGCUGUGAACAAUACAUGUAAACCAUGUAGCUUUGGUCGUUCUGGAAUGAACUGCGAGGAUGAGUCACUGUUGAUCCUUGUGAUCGUUUCACCUAUUCUCGGAUGCCUGCUUGUCGUCUCGUUGAUCGCUCUGCCACUGAUAGCAAGAAAAUUCAAAGGAAAAAUGUCCAAGAGGAAAGAAAAAGUCACUUGGAAACCAUACAUUAUCCCGUCCUUUGGCAAUGGUCCACCAUCCUGCAGUAGCAGCGGUAGCUUUUUCACCUAUAUCAAAGAACCAGACAACAUCCUGGUAAAUUCUGCUGUCCCACGAAUUCCACGCGCCAAACUCAGCAGCAGCUGGUCUGGCAAGAUCGACACGGAGAUUUCUCCAAGCAACAGCCGACAAAGCUCGACUCCUUCAAGGAGAAACUCUAUUGGACGGCACAACAACCCCUACAAGAACGUAAUAUCUAUAAGAAACCCUUAUGCCCAGAAUCAAACCACAGACCAGACCAGACUCUAAUGGAGGAGAAGGAAGUUGGAUCUCUGUAGGAGUUCCUAUAGUGGUAUUUAUCCCAAGAUACUGCAUUACAUUGGAACUUCCUCAAUGUAAAAGAUGUAAACAGGAGCGUAUCAACAGAGACGUGCAAUUAAUGUGAUAGAUAUUGUAUCCUGUGUUCCUUUACUACUUUUGGUUUGUAUUGUGUGACUUCUAGUCAGGCCUGUUAAAAACUGCCAUAAACCAGACUGGCUUUCAUCAUCAAAAUCAAAAAGUUUGGUUUAUAAUUCCUGCAUUUGUGUUAAAUGCACUAUUUAUUCUCUAUGAAUUUUCUAGAGUUGUUUUCUGUAAGCAUUACAGGUUUAAUUUGUGCCUCAGUUUUAUAUUUAUCAAAGUUUUUGUAAAUAAGAUCAACUGGAAAUUUCUUUAAAUCUGUUCAUAUGUUUCAUGUAAAAGUAAAACCAUCACAACUUUGGGAUAUUUAUCAAUGUUUGCAUAACUUUUUUUUAUUUUUCUUGGUCUAGUUACAAACCAGUUAUGCAUAACAUUUGAACGCUAUGACUUUGGUGGAUUAUAGCUAACUGCUAACAAAAAACACUCACUGAAAAUGCUGAAUGUAUGUAUAGAUAAAUGAGAUGAGAACAAAGAUUCUGUUGUAAAGCACUUUAAGUAGUGUAGUUGGCUAAAAAGGUGCAAUAUAAGUACAAUAUGUUUAACUCUUUUUUUUUGUCUAAAUGUGUUCAAACUUGUUAUAUUGUAAUAACUUAAUAUGACCACUAAAGGGCUCCAAACAUGAAGUUUUACAUGAAUUAUAUAUUUGUUAUCUCACAGAAUAAAACCAAUGCAAUUAAAAA